CUCACAAGGUACAAAACUAAAUGUUUUUUGGAAACUGACAAUACAAAAUACUUGCAAGUAUCACAAUAUAAAUGCCUAACGCAAGAUAACGCAGAACUCACUUCUGAAGGGGAAGCUAAAUACUGUCAUUAGUUUCUCGUCCGUCUGCUGGACUGCAGCAUGACUGAACCCAAAAUAGGUUUGAUAGAAACAAAUCAGUGUCCAAAGCAGGGGACACCAUUACCAGGAAUAUUUAACACUCUCCACACUUUGACUUAUCUUGUGCAAUGGAAAAGGGGAAAAUUACUUUCUCCCAUAUACAGUAUCCACUGUUGAAGAGCUGGUGUCAAACCCGUCUGGGUUUUUCUAGCUAUAGUUUGGCAACUGAAAUUGGAACAAUCCAAGGACAAACCUGUUUGGACAGGAAGAAAGUGGACAUUGGAUAUCAAACAGAGCUGCUACAUAAUCAAUAUGUUGACACAUUUUUAACAAACAGUAAGUGAAAAACUUUUUUCAAAUGAGAAUGAAUUCACUGUCUUUUACUACAGAUCUUUGUAGAUUGUUAUAUUCAUGUUUCCAUACCUUUUGAGAUCAGUAAAUCUAGAAACAAUGACCUUUCACACACUUGGUUAUGUGAGAAUUGAUCCACAAAAAAGGCAGUGUGGAGCCCUCUUAUAUUGAUCAUAGAUUAGUCUCCUGUCUGCACACAUUAAAUAAGUUAAAUAUUACAUCAAAACAUAUGUCAAGGAAAAAAGUAAAAUAAAUAUUAGGUUUUUGUAGUAACAUAUUUUGACAAUAAAAUGUUUUUUAUUAAAAAAAAUGUUAUUGUCAAAAUAUGUUACUACAACAAAUGUCAUGGGAAAAAGGUGCCCUAAUUAUUGUUAUUUUUUUGUUGCAAUAUCUUUGUGGGUGAAAAAAGUUCGGUCACGUGGUCCAGUGCGCGCCGGCUCUGCCACACUGCGCGCGCGCGCACCCCAUGGUCGCCAUGACGCCGAAAGACAACCACAGACGUCGAGCGGCGUAGAUGGACGGGAGCCGAGAGAAGGCUGCUCACGCACAUUUCGUUUGAACGUCCAUCUUUGUGACGCCGGUUGCGAGUCGGUCCACUGGACUUUUUUGUUUGUUGCCGUGGCGUUUCUGGUGAAGCUGGAAUGAAGGCUCACAGCGGGGAGGUCGGAGUGUUUGUCCGGAUCCGGCCAACGGCCAACUUCUGCCCGGACCUCAUCGAAUGUCUCCCCGACGGACAGACGGUGACUGUCCGUCAAAGGAAAGACUGCAGGAAGCCGCAGGACACCAGGAGAGAUCAGCUGAUCUGUUGGUCAUUCCGGCUGGAAGGCGUCCUGCAGGAUGUAUCCCAAGAGGAGGUGUAUGCCCGAGUGUGCCAACGCGUGGUACUGGGAGCACUGGAUGGCUAUAAUGGAACUCUGAUGUGCUUUGGGCAGACGGGUGCAGGAAAGACCUACACCAUGACAGGAUCUACAGAAUCCUACAAGCAGCGCGGCGUCAUUCCUCGGGCCCUUCAGGAGGUGUUUCGGGAGGUGCAGAAAAGGACAGGGCACUUCUUCUCUGUGCACUUGUCCUACUUGGACAUCUACAAUGAGACCCUGGUAGACCUGCUGUCAUCGCUGCAAGGCUCCGCCCGCCAGUCUCCUCGUGGGAUGGUGGUGACUGAGGAGCCGGGAAGAGGGGUGUUCAUCAGGGGCCUGUCCCUUCACCCUGUCCACAGUGAGGAGGAGGCUCUCAACCUGCUGUUUGAGGGGGGCUUGAACCAAAUUAUUGGAUCCCAUGCCUUGAACAGGAACUCCUCCAGGUCCCACUCUAUCUUCACCCUUCAUAUAGAGUCUCGCUCUCGUACUCCGUGUGAUGCCAAGUACGUCACCUCCAAGCUGAAUCUGGUAGAUUUGGCGGGGUCUGAGAGGGUGGGAAAGACUGGGUCGGAGGGUCAAAUGUUCAAGGAAGCGAUGUAUAUCAACAAGUCCUUGUCUUUCCUGGAGCAGGCCAUCCUGGCCCUGGCAGACCGCCGCAGAGACCACGUCCCCUUCAGACAAACCAAACUGACUCACGCCCUCAAAGACUCACUGGGGGGGAACUGCAACACUGUGCUUGUGGCCAACAUCUAUGGUGAGGCUGCACAGAUAGAGGAAACGCUCUCUACACUGCGUUUUGCCAGCAGAAUGAAGUGUGUCCGUACGAACCCUUCUGUUAAUGAGUACAGCAGUCCAGAAGCCCAGAUCAAGAAACUUAAGAAGGAGGUAAAAAUGCUGAAAGAAGAGCUCUCCAUCUUUAAUACAUUGGCAAACCGCCCCAGCAGCAGGUUGUCUGAAGCCCAGCUGGCUGAGAUCAACAGCCAGGUUCGGAAGUAUCUAGAUGGUACCCUGGAGGAAAUCAGUAUUGUAAGUAUCAGGCAGGUCCAAGCAGUGUUUUCUCAGUUCAAGCUUGCUGUGCAGAAACGGGAGAAGAAGGAGAAGUCUCUGAUAUGCCCGACCUACAACUCUGUGGAGAAAGACCAAAGUGCUGAAACAGCCGGCAUCAAGUGGGGCAGCACUGACGACGUGGAGGAAGGCAGCUUUGAGGCGUCUACGCCAUCACAGAAAAACAUCAAGCGGCUGAGUUCAGCCAAAACUAAGAAGUCUAAGGACAAACAGAGCCAAAGCAAGAGACAGGAAGAGGCGAGUCCAGUCUCAAGGAACCUCUUGGAGAGUGACUCCAAACCCAGAACCGUAUCCCUGAGACGCUUAUCGUCUCUUCCCAGUUCUACUCGACCCAAAGCAGAAGCCUUUGAGGAUUUUAAAGUGGGACCAGGCAGCAAAAUCAACAGCAUCCUGAAGGAGAACAAGACCGUGCUGCUGGAACGCCGCAAUCUUCUUCGACAGAUAUCUGAGGAGGUCAACGCUGUCAAGAGAGAGAUCGACUGCUUCAUGCAGCAGCAGACGGGAGGGGAAAAAGGUCAAUAUCCGGUCACGGAGGAGCCAGAUGCCACCUCGCUGAUGGAGCUGAAGGGCCUGUACCGGCAGAGAUAUCAGGUGCUGCGUGAGAUGAAGGCAGAGGUCAACUACUGUCAGCACCUUGUGGAUCAGUGCAGAGUGCGCCUGCUCUCUGAAUUUGAGAACUGGUAUGAGGGGUCUUUCCUGGGAUCCAAGAAAGAGUUGGACCUGACUCUGGAUAAAGCCCUCAAACGCGGGAAGGACAACCAGCGGCCUUCAGAGCUCGAUCCGAGCAGCUUCCACUCGUUCUGCAACGCCCGCUGCAGGAUGCUGAAACUGAGGAAGACGCGAGCAGUGUCCUCCACUCCAGUGCAGAGAAGACUUCCUAAAAGCUAGAAGUCACUACACAGGAGAGCAGCUGAAGGAGGCAGGACCCUAAACCUGCGAGAGAAGCCCCACGAGAGAAAAGAGCAAAGGACUGGAGCAGUCAGUGGCGCACAUUUAAACCGGCUCUCUGAAUUCUAACUAUUAAAGUUACUGCUGG
This is a messenger RNA of Pungitius pungitius (ninespine stickleback), 3447 nucleotides long. RefSeq names its product kinesin family member 9 (gene kif9). The transcript has 20 exons. Gene Ontology annotation, biological process: microtubule-based movement; mitotic cell cycle. Gene Ontology annotation, molecular function: microtubule motor activity; ATP binding; ATP hydrolysis activity. The record is from RefSeq and is a predicted model, not a curated record. The coding region runs from base 1131 to 3299 and encodes 722 amino acids. Gene Ontology annotation, cellular component: kinesin complex; microtubule. NCBI's taxonomy places the organism in Eukaryota, Metazoa, Chordata, Actinopteri, Perciformes, Gasterosteidae.